Molecule: messenger RNA, 704 nt
Organism: Gadus morhua (Atlantic cod)
Lineage: Eukaryota; Metazoa; Chordata; Actinopteri; Gadiformes; Gadidae
Gene: ncbp2as2
Exons: 1
Coding region: 79-378 (99 amino acids)
Source: RefSeq, a predicted model, not a curated record
GUGUUCAAAGUUCCUCCCCGGACUGGACUGUCGGGCCGGCCGGUACUGCUCAACCGAUACUGAACCGGGUCAUUCACGAUGGGGAUCGUCCGGAUAUUAUUCUCUCUCCUCAAUAACCCGCGGGUCAUCGAGAAGUUGGCUGAAUCCCGCAUUAUACGGCGGGCGGCUCAGAUCACCGCCUACGCGCUGACCAAAGCUCAGAUCGCGGGCAGGGACGCGUCGGAUCGGAUCCUCAGCGCCAGCGCGGUGCGGGGGGAAGCCGGCAGGACCCCCGGAGACACGGGGGAGAUGGGCGCUCUCUUCAGGAGACUGCGAGAAACGUUUAUUAAAGAGCUCAAAGAAGGAUGGAGAAACGCUUCCAAACAGAUCAAGAAAUGAAGACUUUAACGUUCUGCGUUCACUCGGUGGACUGACCAGAGCAAUGGUUCUCCUUCCCUGCACCGCCUCAGGUGGUCUACCGCCAGGCCUCGGACCUUAUGAGAUGUGGGAUAUAAGGGUGUAAAUAAUGACCUCACUGUAAAGUAUGCCAAGCUUUGGUCUUCCAACAGCCAAAAUGAUUGAAACUAUUUAUAUUGUAUAAGUUAUUGCAGUAUUUUCAGUAUGUACAUACAAAUAUACCUUGUGUUAUUGACUCGAUUUAAUUUCUCAUUUAAAUAAAGUAUGUAAUGGUGUUCAGGCCAAAGCCAUAUUGGUGUAAACUUUAA